AUGGACAGAGAUCUUCAGAGACGGAGCACCGUCUCGGUGCAGUCGUCCGCCCCUUCGUCGCUGCGACACUGCGUAUAUCCGACGCCCGCUGAAAGACGGGAAAGACGCUCUCUGAGACACAGCCCGAAGAAAGCCAGGCCGGUGUCUCUUCAGCCUGCCGCCGUCACCCGUGUCAAGGGAGAUAUCGCAAUGGAUUCGCGAACGAGCACAGAUAUGUCCUGCACCGAGGAUUUGCCUUCCAUGACCGCUUCGCCAAAGUCGGUCUAUUCACAAACCCCUCGAUCAAAAACCCCCGAGACCUCUGCGACCCUGGUCAACCCUUCGUCCUCCCUGUUACAAGAUCUCUUGAAAGAACAACGUGCGUCGCGAGGCUCACGAGGAACCAUGUCGGAAGAAUGCGACGAUAGCGCACCCCGUACGCCGGAUCGCUCUCGUUCCGAUUCUCAUUCGCAAUCCCAGUCCCAAUCCCGAGACGAUCCAGGUUCGGAGAGACAACGCAAGAUCCAUAAUGCGCUUUCUUCCGGUCUUAAACAGCCACGAGAGAUGGGGAUGCGGGAGACGGAUCAAUACAUCUCCAAAAUCAAUAAGCAAAAUUUUGACUUGAAACUCGAGAUUUUUCAUCGCUCCCAACAGAUCGUAGCCAUGGAGAAGAAACUUGAACGGAUGGCCGAAAUGGAAGAGGAACUUCGGCGAAUGCGACAGAUGGAGGAUGAGCUCCAGGAACUCCGGGAGGCCGAAGAGGACAACCUGAGGCUACGAGACUCCAAUGAACAACUGCGACAAGAGAUUGACAAGCGGGAUCAGGCGGUGACAGAGGCUGUGGAUCUGAUCUGCCAGCUGGAAGCCAAAAUGGAAGAACUGGAAGCGGGCCAGGAUGCGUCUCGCCCUUCCAGUGCUCGCAGCCCUAGUGAUGACUACGACUUUGCGACACCAAAGAACAAGCCAACCUUCCAGAUCCCCGAACGCCGGUCCUCCAAACGCAGCUCCGUGUCCGGUGAAUAUCGCCGUGUAUCAUCUGGCUCGCGCAGUCUCAAGAGGCCGCCGUCAUUCCUCACCGACCGGAGAGAGAGUACUGCAGCCCUACGGAGCCUCUAUGCCCCGGCUGACGAUCAUUGUGCCACGAGUGUGAUCACGAAGUCUGACAGUCUGAAUUCUAUGAAUGAGACAUCUGACAUUGAAUCGCCAAGACUCAGUGCUCUGAGCGAAUGCAGCGAAUUAAAUCCUUACACCGAUGGCACCGGAGGAGGUGAUGGAUUUGACCAGAUCAUGAUUCCAGUUCGGAAAAGAGAGCCGCCCCCGGAGAAGUCUGGCUGUUCUAUGUCAUCGAGCGAUGCUUUAGAGGACCGUCAAAUCGCUGACUGGAUCCAACCCCAGCCGGACCCCUUUACCAACGAAAUCCCGCAAGCGAAAGCGCCAUCGUUGGAUGUUUUCCGAGAAUCACAUAAACCGAAUUUUGAUAGCGAUUCGUUCUUGAAUGGUUCUAGCCAAAGGACGCCACUGGACAGUGUGUUUGGGAGCAUAAGACUUCCGCCUACCCCGGACACAAUGAGCACAGCAUAUGCAGGAGGCGGGAACGGGUCCAAUGGCAGUGCCGACAAAGGCCGGGGUGAUCAGAUUCAUUCUGUGAAACGAAGGCUGGCGCGUCCCCGUUCUGCCGGCGAAUUGACAACGAGGCAAAGCUCCGCUAACAGCAACCUAACGGAUGACAUGAACACCGAUGCAAGCAAGGUUACAUUGCCUCGGCGCAGCCUCGAAGAGAAGGAAGAAAUACCCGCUAUAUUCCCGCUGGACAGCAUCACAUCCAGAACGGGAGCCCUUCUCAGCCAAGAAUCAAUCAUCAAGCCCAGCUUCGGUCAUUACGGAGGCAACGAGAUAUUCAACCCCCAUGGUCUGGAGAGAGUAUUCUCGAAAAUGGACCGGAACCACUAUUCACCGGCAAUGUUCGAAGCAAGACGAAAGGGCCCUGCCGCGUCGCCGCCGCUUACUCCGCAGGACUGGGUCGAAGCGGCGAAGUCAGGGAGUCCUGCUGUGAAUGACCAGGCCGGCGCUCCUCCAGCUGGCCCUCUCCCGGCAGGGUCACGGCUCGUCGGUGCUCGGGCCCCAAGUCAAUCAUCUUUCCUUGGUCGACGGCAUAGCAUCGAUUCGGCCGUCCGAGACAUUGACCUUCCCAUAGUCCCGACCCUCGAGCUGAGCUCUUUGGAGCGCGAUCCCCAGUCUGACCCUGACCCUGACCCCGAGCCGUCUCGUCGGAGAAUAAGUCUUCGUCCAUUCUUCAACCGCUCAGGAAGCUCGCGACGUCUGCAGGAGUCUCCGACUCUCGACUUCCUAGAUAAAGAUGACUGCGCACCUGCUCCCGUUGUUAGGAAAACCAGACAAAUAGCCAAUUCCAAAGCCAUACGAGCAAGUCAAAACUUCGAAGACCCAAAAACGGCCUCGUAUGGCAAUCUUUGGGCAUCUGCACCAACCUACGCGGACCCGGCUGAGGGCCCCUCACACAGAACCCUUCCUCAGUCCUCAAUAGAAAGCAGCUUCACCUCGAACGGGACUGUAGUCAAAAACCCGCCCCCGCAUGCCAAAGACCACAAGAGAAGAACCUCUUUGGGGAUUUUCGGCUGGGUCAAAGAAGCGAGUGGGCUCGGGUCUCUUGGGAAGAAAUCCGAAUCCGCGGAUCCAAUGGCAUCAUCUCAGUCUACCAGCGGAAUGAGCAAGAGUCGAGCAUCUUCUCGUCUCGGUCAAGAUGGUUCAGGUCCGACUACAACGAUCCCCGAGACAAACAGCGAGUCCGCUACUUUGGCCGAUAUGAAUAUCGUGGUCGAAGACUUCGCAUAUAAUCCCAAACGCAUGUCUCGAGCGGAUGAAGAGGAACCUGGACGACGGCCACGAUAUAUGGAACGACGUUCACGACGGGUCUGA
Molecule: messenger RNA, 2913 nt
Organism: Aspergillus steynii IBT 23096
Lineage: Eukaryota; Fungi; Ascomycota; Eurotiomycetes; Eurotiales; Aspergillaceae
Exons: 5
Coding region: 1-2913 (970 amino acids)
Cellular component (GO): microtubule organizing center
Source: RefSeq, a predicted model, not a curated record